Molecule: messenger RNA, 2669 nt
Organism: Acinonyx jubatus (cheetah)
Lineage: Eukaryota; Metazoa; Chordata; Mammalia; Carnivora; Felidae
Gene: RNF169
Product: ring finger protein 169
Exons: 6
Coding region: 48-2171 (707 amino acids)
Biological process (GO): double-strand break repair
Cellular component (GO): nucleus; site of double-strand break
Molecular function (GO): ubiquitin-protein transferase activity; nucleosome binding
Source: RefSeq, a predicted model, not a curated record
CUACUCUUCUCCCUCGCAACGGACUCUCCCUUCAAACGGGAAACAAGAUGGCGGCGGCAGGUCCGAGUACUCGGGCCUCUUCCGCGGCGGCAGCGGCAGCUCUGAGUCGGCGGGGCCGACGGGGCCGCUGUGACGAGAUGGCGGCAGCCAAGACUGGGGCCCCGGGCGCGGCCUCUGGUCCCGCGUUGCUGGUGUUGCCGCCGCCGCUGCUGCAACCGCCGCCACCGCCGCGGCCGGAGGAGUCGGGCUGCGCCGGGUGUCUGGAGACCCUGGGCGAAGCUGCGGCCCUGCCGUGCGGCCACUCGCUGUGCCGAGGCUGCGCCCAGCGCGCCGCCGACGCAGCGGGCCCCGGUUGCCCGCGCUGCCGUGCCCGCGGCCCGGGUUGGGCCCGCCGUCGGGCCCGCGACGACGGCCAGGCCGACGCGGAGGUGCAGAGCGAGCGCGCCCGCCGCGGCCAGUCGGAGCGCUGCCGCCAGCGCCGGGACGGGGGCGCGGCCGCCGCGGGGUCCAGGCCGGAGCAGGAGCCGCGCGCCGCGGCCACGGAGCCAGAGUUUAUAUUCAGAGCACCAAUCAAAUUAAGCAAGCCUGGGGAACUUCGUGAGGAAUAUGAAAGCCUGAGAAAGCUGAGAGAAGAAAAGUUGCAAGAGGAGAAAACCUCUGAAGAUCAAAUCCACAAGCUGUUAUCAGAGGAUACAGAAACAGGGAAAAGAAAAAUGGAUGAACAGAAAAAGAGAGAUGAGCCAUUAGUACUGAAAUCAAAUCUGGAACAUUGUCCUGCACGCCUCUCAGAUUCAGAGAACGAAGAACCUUCCCGAGGCAAGAUGACACAGACACAUCGCUCGGCAUUUGUUUCCAAGAACAACUCCUACUCCUUAGCUUUCCUGGCAGGGAACCUAAAUUCCAAGGUGGAAAGGAGUCAGAGCUGCAGUGACACAGCUCAGGACAGAGCGAAGAGCAGACUCAGAGCAGCCCCAACAAGCAAAACCAAGGUCACAGCUAUAACCCCAGCCUCCAACCCCAUCAUUGGUGUCCUCUUGUCCACUCAGAACAACCGCUGCCUCUCAGCCCCUGACUUAACCGUUGAGAAGCGUCUACCCUUCAGCUCCCUCUCAUCCUUGACUUCCCUGCAUAAGCCCGAGCGCUCCAUCAGUCCUGAGAGCAAUGACAGCAUCUCCGAAGAACUAAACCAUUUCAAGCCCAUUGUCUGCUCACCAUGUACUCCUCCCAAGAGACUCCCUGAUGGCCGAGUGUUAAGUCCCCUCAUCAUCAAAUCAACACCCCGCAACCUAAACAGAAGCCUGCAGAAGCAGACUUCUUAUGAGGCUAGUCCAAGGAUCCUCAAGAAGUGGGAACAGAUCUUUCAGGAGCGGCAGAUCAAAAAGACCCUUUCGAAAGCCACCCUCACCUCCCUGGCUCCAGAAACAGGGGAAGACUCACUGGUCUCUGAAGUUAUCCAUUCUAACAAGGAGAAGCCACCUCAGGCUUUAAAUACAAGACUGGCCAGUGGGCAAGUACUCUCUGAGUGUGUAGGACCCACCCUCACUGACCUUGAUUUUUUCCCAUCCGUUAGCCAAACAAAAGUGGAACAGGGCAGCGAUAGUAAAAGGAGCUCUGAGAUCCCGUUGGAAACCUGCUGUUCCUCAGAACUUAGAGUGGGAGCCAGUGGUACUUUGGAGCCGGAGCAGAGUGAAGGGCCGGGGCCAACCCCAGAUGCCAAGUUAGACAAAACCUGUAUAAGCGCAACCAUGAAAAUCUCGGCAGCUCAUUCAGCGCUACCCAAAAAUAGUGUUCUGGGUGGGGUCCUCAAAACAAAGAAGCAGCUGAAGACAGCAAAUCAUUUUGAUCUGCCUAAUGGUGUGCUGGCAGACAGCCGAGGUGAGGAGCCGCUUCCUUCCUUGCGUCGGGGCCGGAAAAGACACUGUAAGACCAAGCACUUGGAACAAAAUGGCUCCCUUAAGAAACUGCGACAGAGCGGUGGUGAGGUGGUCCUGGCCCCGGCAGAGCCGGUGCUGCGGGAGAUGGAGCAGAAACUGCAGCAAGAGGAAGAGGACCGGCGGCUGGCUCUGCAGCUGCAGCGCAUGUUUGACAACGAGAGGCGGACUGUGAGUCGGCGAAAAGGAACCGUGGAUCAGUAUCUCUUACGGUCCAGCAACGUGGCCGGGGCCAAGUAGCACCUAAUGAACAGUGUUACCUAUUUUUAAGAGGUCUUUGGGCUUGAUCAUUUAUCCUGAAGAGCUGAGUGUUCUCACUUUGGGUUUCUUUCAAUGGCAAAACACUGUCUGAUACAGUUCUGGGAGGUUCUGGGGCCUUCGUAGUCCAUGUCCAAGGGAACUGUGUCUCUGCCUCCCUGCGACCGAGGCCAGAAGCACUCCUCACCCCAAAGUGACCUGUCCCUGAGGGCUCCUGGGCCAAAUCGGGCAGCACCCACUUGGAAUGAGAUUCAGGAGCACAGUGGCCAGAGUUACAAAUGGUAGAGGAAUGAGGGGGGGAUACCUUCUUAAACCGACAGACCUCCUGACUUCUUUCAACAGGGUGUUAUUUUAAAUCAGCCUUGCAGAUAAACAUUACUUCCAUCUGUGUCGUAGAAGUGGAUCUGCGUUUUGGCAGAUUCCAAAAUGAUUGUGUUCCCUUCUCCUUAUCCAUGCUACAAGUAAAUGUACCUACUGAAA